AUGUUUCCCGGAUCGCCAACAGAUGAGAACCGUGGGCCCAGCUUACUCAUUGCUGAAUGGCUUACCCUGGCUUUGGCGCUUAUUGCCGUCGGCUUGAGACUUCAUGGCCGAUGUAUCUCGCUGAAUAUUCCGGGGUGGGACGACCAUACGAUACUGGCGGCCACGGUCUUUGGAGUUGCACAGGCCAUCAUCAGCGUCAUCCAAGUUGACAAUCGGUUUGGGCAUCAUGCAGCGACUCUGACUCCUCAUCAAAUCUCAGCAACCAUCAUGUGGACGACGAUCAACGGAAUGCUUCAGAUUCUCGGGACACUGCUUGUUCGACUUUCUUCGUGUCUCCUGGUUCUCCGAAUGCCACCGGUUGGACACACGAAACAGCCGCACGCUCGAGCAAUCUAUAUGCUCAUGGCCUUCUUCCUUAUCAUCUCGACCGCUUCAUUUUUCGUCUUGUGCUUCCAGUGCAUGCCAAUUCAGGGUCUGUGGGAUGAAUCUCUUCAUGCUCGCUGCAUCCCGAAGGAAACACGGGGCAUGAUUCAAAAAGUCUUCGGUAUCUUCGAUAUCGUCAUCAAUUUCCUGACUGCCAGUCUCCCCUUGAUCUUCUUACUCAACCUCCAAACUCGUUUGAGGGAGAAGUGGGGAGUCCUGACGAUCGCCUUUUUAGCCUAUGGCACUGCCGGCGCUUCUAUUUGCAGAGUGUAUUGUGAGACAGGCGGUAACGAUCCAAGCUGGGGUUUGGCUUGCGUUGAGAUUUGCUUGAGCGUCGAACAGAACAUCGGCACCGUCAUUACCUCAAUACCGACCUUGGGCGAUCCGUUUCUCAUCUUUCUAGAUCACACCCGCACUUCUUUCCUGGGCAGGUAUCUCUGGCCGAACCCACCGCUUCCCUCCUGCUGGGGGGAUUCGCAAAGCGAUGACAUUCACCUGCAAAAUGUUCCCAGCUUCCCAGACGGGCAAUUUGACCCUGAAUGUGACGCGGCAAGUGAGGAUGCCAACUUCUGGCACGCCGUGGACUCACAGAUGGGAGGGUUGAGCUUCGAUGCGUGCGCUCGACCGCAGAAAGCGUAUUGUCCAAGCAAGCGGAGCUCGCGACAAUCUAGCAAGACUCGCUCUCGUUGGGGCAGCAGACCUACCUCUCGGUGGGGUAGCCGAUCGAGCAGUCCGAACCCCAAGAAACAACACUCGACCACCUCGAAGGAAACUCCUCCUAAAUCGCCCUUCCCCAAAAGCAAUUCCCCGGAAUCAACCACGCCGACUUCCACUCCUCCCAAAUCCACCACUCCGAUUUCCACUCCUCCCAAAUCCAAUACUGCCAGGUCCAGCAAAACCAAUUCCCGAAUGUACUCUCGCGGGCCCAGCGUCGACAGAUCGCCCGGGAGUUCGGACAGGAGAAGCUUUCGGAGCCGGAUAUCCCGGACAUCCUCGUGGAUAAGAUGGAGCUGGAGGGCAGGCGAUGACCCGGGGUAUGACGAGGGUGAUGGACCUUGA
This is a messenger RNA of Letharia columbiana, 1482 nucleotides long. RefSeq lists its product as uncharacterized. The record is from RefSeq and is a predicted model, not a curated record. Bases 1 to 1482 code for a protein of 493 amino acids. NCBI's taxonomy places the organism in Eukaryota, Fungi, Ascomycota, Lecanoromycetes, Lecanorales, Parmeliaceae. The transcript has 5 exons.